Messenger RNA from Chilo suppressalis (striped riceborer), 1008 nucleotides. The record is from the annotation of a GenBank genome assembly. Lineage: Eukaryota; Metazoa; Arthropoda; Insecta; Lepidoptera; Crambidae.
AUGAACAGGCAUAAGCCUCUAAAACACAUAUUGAGUGAGCUCCGAUACACAAUUGACAUGCAAGGAGCGGGCGUCGGUGGCUUGAUCGACGAUUGGGUGAACGUCAGAAGAAACAAAGUAGUGUUGCCAGAUGCGAAAACGAAAAUCGCCGUUAUCACAGGAGGCGCGCGGGGUAUAGGCACUGAAGUGAUAAGAGGGUUGUUGAAAGCCAAUAUGACUGUGAUUAUGGGAAUAAGGAAGCCGGAAUUGGUCGAGAAACUAGCAGAAUCCAUGGAAAACGGAAAUAAUUUGAAAGCUUUCGAAUUGGAUUUACAAUCAUUGAAAUCUGUAAAAGAAUUUGCAGAAAAAGUUUUGAAAGUGUAUCCAGAAAUUCACAUUUUAGUCAACAAUGCUGGAAUAAUGUUUGGGGAUUUCAAGCUCACUGAAGAUGGUAUAGAAACACAGUUGGCUGUCAAUCAUCUGAGUCAUUUUUAUUUGACUCAUCUAUUGUUGCCAGCUUUAAAAAGUGGUGGGUUAAUUGGGGAAUCUUCUAGGAUUGUAAAUGUUACUUCUUGUGCCCACUAUCCUGGCAAGAUAUUUUUUGAAGACAUUAACAUGAAAAACUGUUACGACACUACAGCUGCUUAUGCACAGUCUAAAUUAGCACAGUUAAUGAGCGCUAGAUACAUAAAUGGACUACUUAAAGAAGAAGGCUGCUUGGUAAAAAGCUAUGCAGUGCACCCUGGAAUCGUCAAUACCGAUCUUUUUGAGGGAACCCUAUUCAAAAGAGUGUUCCCAUGGGCUAUGAAAAUGUUCUUCAAGACACCUGCUAAGGGGGCAAUCUCAAUAUUACACGCUUGCUUUGACAAAGACUUAGAGAAGAAAAGUGGUUUAUACAUAAGUAACUGUACGGAAGGUAUCAGUAAUAAAUUUUCAAAGAAUGUAGAGCACCAAAAGAAAUUAUUUGAUAUCUCUUGUGAAUUAGUAGGAAUUAAUCCUAGUAAUUACGGGAAGAAAGAAAAUUUGUAA